Messenger RNA from Acipenser ruthenus (sterlet), 2896 nucleotides. RefSeq names its product probable ribonuclease ZC3H12D. Gene Ontology annotation, molecular function: metal ion binding; mRNA binding; RNA endonuclease activity. NCBI's taxonomy places the organism in Eukaryota, Metazoa, Chordata, Actinopteri, Acipenseriformes, Acipenseridae. The transcript is spliced from 6 exons. The record is from RefSeq and is a predicted model, not a curated record. The coding region runs from base 510 to 2357 and encodes 615 amino acids. Gene Ontology annotation, biological process: 3'-UTR-mediated mRNA destabilization; nuclear-transcribed mRNA catabolic process, RNase MRP-dependent. Gene Ontology annotation, cellular component: nucleus; cytoplasmic ribonucleoprotein granule.
GCAGGGUUGGCAGUGGCUGUAUUCGAUUAGGGUUAAUAGAAAUAAUACAAAUAUGUUAAACAAGGAAGUAUGAUUAACUACAACGUGCCUUCAUUACUUCCUCAAUUGCACAGUCUGAAUUAAAGCUGUUAAAAAUGCUGGCUUAACUUCCUUGUAUGACUAAACAAAUAAUCAAGUAAAACUUUCACACACUGCUCUGACAGUGCUUUCGGCAACAGAAGCUAGCAGCAAGAGACACUGAACAGACCUGGCUGCUACUGUGCUGUUUUUGUCUGAAUACUGUGUGGGGUAUGACAGAGAAUGCCUUUUACACGGUUGUAUUGGAGGCUGUCAAUUUUCCAAAACUGAUACAGUCACUGUGGAAACUGUGACCAGAUGAGAUAAAAAGUAUAGAGCGAGGGUUCCCCCUUGGCAAAUCCUCGACAAAGACUUAAAAGGUGUCACUGAGGAGACACACACACGCACAGGCUGCAGAGGUAGAAGCAGGCACACACGACAAACCUGAGAACAUGAGCAGGCACCAGAGCAAAGUAGAGCGUUUCCUCAAACUGGGCUACUCCGAGAAAGACAUUGUGAGGGUGCUGGAGAGCCUCCGACAGGAUGCCUUGACCAAUGACAUCUUGGAGGAGCUGAUUAAAACGGGCCAAAAGGCUGAGGUAGAGCAACCGAGGAGCUCCAGCCCACAGCUUGUGCCCAGAGGUUGCAGCCCCCAAGAACCUGUGAAGCUGAGACCACUGGCAGAAGAGGAGGACAGUGAUCACUGCAGUGUCCUGCGGCCCAUCGUCAUUGACGGCAGCAAUGUUGCCAUGAGUCAUGGAAACAAACAGGUGUUUUCAUGCCACGGGAUCCAGCUGGCAGUGCUGUGGUUCUGGGAAAGAGGCCACCGGGAUAUCACGGUGUUUGUCCCCUCCUGGAGGAAGGAGCAGCCCAGACCAGAGACUCCCAUUACAGACCAGAAUAUACUCCAUGAGCUAGAAAAGAGAAAGAUACUUGUGUACACCCCGUCUCGCCGCGUCAAGGGGAAGAGAGUGGUGUGCUAUGACGACCGCUACAUUGUGAAACUGGCCUACGAGUCAGAUGGGAUAAUCGUAUCAAAUGAUAACUACCGCGACCUGCAGAGCGAGAAACAAGACUGGAAAAGAUUUAUCGAAGGCAGGCUUCUGAUGUACUCUUUUGUAAAUGACAAGUUUAUGCCUCCAGAUGAUCCUUUGGGUAGGAGUGGACCCCACAUUGAAAACUUUUUGAGGAAGACACCUAACAUUCCUGAACACAAAUGGCAGCAUUGUCCAUAUGGAAAGAAGUGUACAUACGGCGUGAAGUGCAAGUUCUACCAUCCCGAAAGAUCCAAUCAGUCACACAUGUCACUUGCUGAUGAACUCCGAGCCAAAACAAAGUCAACUUCACCCAAACCCUUUAAAGAAGAUGAGCAGCCUCUUAACGUCAGAGCAACGUCUGCUAAUCAGGUUGCGGUUGCAUUUAACAUUGCUGCUUCUUACGGACAGGAUGCCAAAGUGUCUGUUUGCAACGGCCUUCAUUCAGCUGCGCCCUUGAGUCACGAAGGAGUCCUCCACAGGUAUUCACCCAAUCAUUUGAUAGACAGUCAAAAACAAAGUGCAAGUCCCUCCUAUUUUCAGUAUUCUACUGCCUUCCAAAAUCCAGGGCGCGAUGAAGGAUUUGAGUCCAUGGAAGUCAAGUUUUCCACUAUGUUCGUUCAGGGGAAGCCAUACAAACAGGGUAACUUCUGUUCCACCGAGUACGACAGGGCCUCAUGCUCAGACUGGUGCGACAGCCCAAGCCAUUGUAUAAUGGACUGUGCUCGUUCACACAGGUGCAGCCCCACUGGAAUUGCUCCAAAGCCUUGUUUCUGCUACAGGAACCCCCCACAGAAAACACCUCAGAGCUGCGGUAGCCAGCCACAGGUGCCAGGAAGUCCAACACUAAGCCCUGGUUUAUAUGCUAACUUUCUCCCCAUGCACAAUUCUGAAAUCCACAAACAAAAGUCCUGUGAUUUAACAGCACCUCCAAGCAACCAGGCUCCACUCGCAGUACAAGAACAGCAGCAACAUCAUUAUCAUUUUAACCAGCAGAAGUAUUCUUCACUCGGUCACAGCGCCACCCUAAACAACAGCUGGGGAAAUGGACAGAUGGGGUCUCCAGCAGCAAACCAGGCUUACACUUUCUCUUCAGAGCAGAGAUUUUCACUCACUGAACAGAAAAAGUAUGUCCGAAGCCAGUUAUGUGCCAUCUUUCCACAGGGAGUAGUGGAUCAGGUCAUGUCUUUGUACCCAAAUGUUUUAGACAGAACACAUCUCAUCUCAUUAAUCUACCAAUUUAAAAGUAAUCACACCCGUUUUUAAAAUCCAUAGUAUGUUUUAGCUGUAAAACAAGCAAUCCAGGGUACCAUGCACAGUUAAUUGUUGAUAUUACUGUGACAAUACAAACCAAUUGCACUGCUGUGGAAAUUUCAUUGAUGAGUAACUGGACUAUAAAUCUUGCAGUCUGUAUUGCUAGCAGAAGUUACCUCACAGUGAGGUGUUUACACGAACUUAAGCUGAGCAAUGAAUAUAAAACAUCAUCAAUGGUGCUGUUAAAUAUCAGCUUGUUUCAUGAUUUGAAUAUAGUUACCUUGGUGUUGGUAUGUAAGUAUGUAAUAAAAUGCAAGGAUGUAGAAAUAAUUCUGAAGGAUAUAAUGUUAACUCAUGUUAUGAAUUUGGACGGUAAGAACAUCAAGCAUUAGUUUUGCUGAAAACAACAAUGCGAAACAACUCUGUGUGACAUUAAAGGAAUGCAUCUGUAUUUGCCACAUCUUAAAAGUAAGAUACCAAUACAGGUAUCACGUGUAUACAAAGUGAUAAACAACUGAUUAAAGUUGUUUUUUGUUGUUUUUUUUUUUUAA